Messenger RNA from Ooceraea biroi (clonal raider ant), 8438 nucleotides. It is a transcript of the gene ATP8B, whose product is annotated as ATPase phospholipid transporting 8B. Gene Ontology annotation, molecular function: ATP hydrolysis activity; ATP binding; magnesium ion binding. The record is from RefSeq and is a predicted model, not a curated record. NCBI's taxonomy places the organism in Eukaryota, Metazoa, Arthropoda, Insecta, Hymenoptera, Formicidae. Gene Ontology annotation, cellular component: trans-Golgi network; plasma membrane. Gene Ontology annotation, biological process: Golgi organization; phospholipid translocation.
UAAUCCUUUUCCACUUUAAACAAUAACGCAUGCUUAAUUAUUCAUAUAAGUGAUAAUGAUUAUUCAUUUCGAUCUGAUCUAUUACAAUUUUAAUUUCUCUAAUCGAAUUCGCGAAUUCCGACACCAUUUCCUGUUGAGCGAAAACAUCAUACUGUGUCGCGCCGGUGUGAUUUCUUCUGGGCCUCACUGUAGAACGCAAUAUCGCGAUGCGCGCCGCCGUGACUUUCCGCAUGCUCCACUCGGCUUCGCUUUAAUCGCCCGCUUCAGUCGAGUACGACGCGCGCUCCUGAACGGAUUGGGUUUUUGUCGCACGCGCGCGCGGCAGAACUCGAAGACUCGGGUCUUCGCCGCCACUGCCGUGUCACGUCACGAGCCGAGCUCAGUCGUGAACGAACACGCCACACGAUCGACGUCGUGCGGGCGCGGUAUUUACGUGACGGGAUACAAGGAACGGCAGUGACAAACAUCAAAUCUGUGAAUAUUAUUUUUCACAAGAAUAAUUUAGUCAAUUAUAACUCAGCGACGCUUUACUAGAAAUUUUAUGGUAAACGUACAUUAUAUAAUUAAUAUUUUCAAGACAAGAAUAUCAGUGGUGCAUCCGAAAUAAAUAAAUAAAUACAUUUUGCCGAAGCGUAACAUAAAUAUCGGAGAAUCUGUUAAAUCGCUAUCGACUCUGUAUUUCGGGAUUAUAUUUGCGGCACAACGAUACAGAAAAAGGAAACGGAGGCCUUGAAGAUAUUCGAGUGCAGGAUCAAUUUCUUGAUUGACCGGCGCUCCAAGCUCGCUCGUCUACUUUUUCCCGAUCGAGCGAUCGCCGCGCACGCGCAAACGUCGCGCGCGUUCAAGGUUUUUAAUUGGUGCGUCCUGUGAGUAAUAAUAUCGGUAAACUUCCCGCGAGCGUGUAUCGAUAAUCGGCAAACACUCCUUCCUUGGCUCGCUCGAUUAUUGUUCACGUGAAAAAUAAAUUUAACAACGCGACUGCAUUCGUGGCACUACAUUUUGCCACGUGAACGGCGAUUCCACACAGUUCGAUUGAAUUGUCCCCAGUUUGCAUUUCAUUUAUCGUCUUUCCAAUCAAUGAUUCUACUGUGACCUUUGUGAUCUUGAUCACUGCAAGGGCAGUUUCGAUUAGCCGAGUCGAGUCAAGUCCAGAAACGGUGAAAGUUUGCACGAGCAUUGGCACAUGUACACACAUAUAUCGAAAAAAGAAAGUAUCGUAAUUCAGACGAGGAGAGCAAGUCAGCACGGCGAUAUUCGAGGACGUUGAAUCGCGAGCAGACGAGUAAAGUUUCUGUUAAAAAUUCCAAUGCGGUGCGAUGCCGCCACGAUGACAUAGACGGCGAGCGGCGGCUCAGAAAGUCAAAUUGAUCCAAAACUUUUCUGGUGAAUUGUGGUUACCUCUCUGUGUGCGUGCGCGAAGAGCGGGAGGAGGAAGAACGAUUCCGACGAUCCUCGAAGAACGAGCACGCUAAAUGAAAAUCUUACUAUGCUAAGAUAUGACGACGGACAACUGUCUUCAAGCCUGCAGUUCCAAAAUCUAACAACGCGGGAACUGAUCAGUGAGACUUGGCGGCACGCGAAGGUGGUGUCCGCGGGCACCACCGAAAGCUGGGGCAUCUCGAGAACGCGGAGGAAGAGGAUUUGGCGGAGGAGGAGGUGGCUCACAGGCGGGAGGAAAAGUCGACGGUGACUAUUCACCCCACAUGGACGCCAUCCCCAAAACACCUCCCGUACCCUCAACAUCAAAACUGCAGUCUCUUUUGUCGCCAUUAUCUCGCCGCGGAAUAUCCGACUUGAACAUUGCGGUGCCGUCACCACUGCCACCGCCGCCGUGUCGUGCCUUAUGUCAACAUCGUCAAGUAUUCGCUAGGAGACUAUCCUCACGAUCCAUCGUUCUCGUCGGUGACAAUUUUCGCCGAGCGCGGAAAAAACGUCAUCUUUACCAACGCCGUCCUUAUUGUCACCUACGUGCCUCAAUCCCCCUUGUUCUCCACGCUCCGAGGAAUUGUCGGCACUUCGUCACUCUUUCAACGUCCUUGGAACGGAGUGUCACCCUGAAUUGUCCACCGCUGCUGGCAGUGGGACGAUUCUGUGCCUAAGAAGUGAUCCCGCACAGCACCAAGAACAACCAUCGCACCACUCAAGAGCAACGAUAACGUUAACUAUCCGCUGGACGGAGGGAGAAUUUUUUACGCACCCUGUUUUUACACCGCGUUUUCAACUCACAUUUGAUACACACCAGGACUUCACGAGGACUGAUCAGCGUCACACUGUUAAGGAAUCGCGUCGUCGUCCAACGACCGUCAUCUUUCGCGUCGGCAUCGAACAUAUCGACAGAUUCCGUCCACAAGCGCCUAACUCAGGAAUACGGUGUAAGAUUAUUGAACUACGCAAACAAUGUCACGUAGCGCUGCCACACGGCCUAUGCAGGAAACAGAGAGGCGGAUUCGCGCCAACAAUCGUGAAUACAACUCACAAUUUCAUUAUGCGAAUAAUUACAUCAAGACGUCCAAGUAUUCAGUUCUGACGUUCCUUCCAUUAAAUUUGUUCGAGCAAUUUCAACGACUCGCCAACUUUUAUUUCCUAUGCCUGUUAGUACUUCAGAUGAUCCCCGCAAUAUCCUCCUUGACCCCUAUCACCACAGCUAUACCGCUUAUAGGGGUACUCACGCUCACUGCCGUCAAAGAUGCCUACGACGACUUUCAACGGCAUAGCAGCGAUUCUCAAGUAAACAAUAGAAAGUCCCGAACAUUACGGGGUACUAAUUUACGCGAGGAGAGAUGGUCGCAGGUACAAGUGGGUGAUGUAAUUAGAAUGGAGAAUGAUCAGUUUGUGGCGGCAGACGUUCUACUCCUGACAACUAGUGAGCCGAACGGCCUCUGUUACAUCGAAACAGCGGAAUUGGACGGAGAGACGAAUCUGAAAUGUCGUCAGUGCCUGCCCGAAACUGCCGAGAUGAUGGAUAAUCACGAGUUGAUCGGUCAGUUUGAUGGGGAGAUCGUUUGCGAAGUCCCUAAUAAUUUAUUGAAUAAAUUCGAUGGGACGCUCACGUGGAAAGGACACAAGUAUCCAUUGGAUAACGACAAGAUAAUUUUACGGGGUUGCGUACUGAGGAACACGCAAUGGUGCUACGGCAUGGUGAUCUUUGCGGGCAAGGAUACCAAACUAAUGCAAAACUCAGGGAAGACGAAAUUUAAAAGGACCUCCAUAGACAGGCUACUGAAUCUUCUCAUCAUCGGGAUCGUGUUCUUCUUGCUCUCCUUGUGCUUGUUCUGCAUGGUCGGCUGCGGCAUUUGGGAGAGCCUAGUGGGCCGUUAUUUUCAAGUGUACCUACCAUGGGACUCGCUAGUGCCGAGCGAGCCUAUUACCGGCGCUACAGUGAAUGCCCUACUCGUAUUCUUUUCAUACUCAAUCGUAUUGAACACAGUAGUGCCGAUCAGUUUGUACGUGAGUGUCGAAGUGAUACGAUUCGUACAGUCAUUCCUGAUUAAUUGGGACGAGGAAAUGUAUCACGCGUCCACGAAAACGCACGCGAAAGCGCGAACUACAACACUGAACGAGGAACUGGGCCAGAUAGAGUAUAUAUUCUCCGAUAAAACCGGCACAUUAACGCAAAAUAUAAUGACUUUCAAUAAGUGUUCCGUGGCGGGCAAGUGUUACGGCGAUGUCAUCGACGAGGUCACUGGCGAAGUCAUCGAUUUGAGCGAGACGGACAGAGCUGUCCCAACGCUGACGAUGCAUUGGAAGAGCGGGCAGGAAUUCGUACGCCCAAUUUAUACGCCAUUAAACGAUCCGAAUGUACGUCUCCUGGAACAGGCGGACAGAGUGUCCAGUUCAACGCCGGAACCUGGCAUCAAUGGCAGCCCAAAUAUCCUGCACAAGUCUUCAACAAUGCCACCGUUGGAUUUCUCGUUUAAUAAGGACUACGAGCCGGAGUUCAAGUUUUACGAUCCGGCGUUGCUUGAGGCCGUGAGACGGGACAACCAGGACGUUCACAGUUUCUUCAGGCUGCUGGCAGUUUGUCACACCGUUAUGCCAGAGGAGAAACACGGCAAGAUCGAAUACCAGGCGCAGUCACCUGAUGAGGCCGCCUUGGUGUCCGCUGCGAGGAAUUUUGGUUUCGUUUUUAAAGAGAGAUCUCCCAAUAGCAUCACGAUCGAAGUGAUGGGAAAGAAGGAGAUAUACGAGCUACUCUGUAUUUUGGACUUCAAUAAUGUGCGAAAGAGGAUGUCCGUGAUAUUGCGAAAAGAUGGACAGUUACGAUUGUAUUGCAAGGGCGCGGAUAACGUGAUCUACGAACGCCUAAAGAAAGGUAGCGAGGAAAUAAUGGCAAAAACAUUGGAUCACCUAAACAAGUUCGCAGGUGAAGGCUUGAGAACAUUGUGCCUUUCCGUGAGAGAUUUGGACGAGAGCUUUUUCAAUAACUGGAAACAACGGCAUCAGGAGGCAGCGUUGAGCCAAGAGAACAGAGACGACAAGCUGGACGCAAUCUACGAAGAAAUAGAGAAAGAUAUGUCGCUAUUGGGCGCUACCGCUAUCGAAGAUAAGUUGCAGGAUGGCGUACCACAGACUAUCGCCAAUCUAAGUAUGGCUGGUAUCAAGCUUUGGGUGUUAACCGGUGAUAAACAAGAGACUGCUAUUAAUAUCGGGUAUUCGUGUCAGUUAUUAACUGACGACCUCACAGAUGUCUUCGUGAUAGAUGGUACCACGUACGAUAGCGUGGAAACGCAGUUGUUACGAUAUUUGGAGACCAUUAAGACAGCCUCGACUCAAAAGAAUCAACCGACUCUCUCCAUCGUCACAUUCAGGUGGGACAAGAAAAGCAGCGAUACAGAGUACAAUCCUAGCAGAGAGGAGCAGGACGAACACGAGAUGGAAACCCCGACGGAAUUCGCGGUGGUUAUCAAUGGGCAUUCUCUGGUUCACGCGUUACAUCCGCAGUUGGAACAGCUUUUCCUAGAAGUGUCGAGUCAAUGUAAAUCUGUAAUAUGUUGCCGAGUAACGCCGCUGCAAAAGGCAAUGGUUGUCGAAUUAAUCAAGAAAAAUAAGUCCGCGGUAACGUUGGCCAUCGGCGACGGCGCCAAUGAUGUCUCGAUGAUAAAAACUGCUCACAUCGGUGUCGGCAUCAGCGGACAGGAGGGCCUGCAAGCCGUAUUGGCGUCCGAUUAUUCAAUCGGGCAGUUCAGAUUUUUGGAGAGACUGCUUCUGGUUCACGGCAGAUGGUCGUACUACAGAAUGAGUAAAUUCCUUAGAUAUUUUUUCUAUAAGAAUUUCGCGUUCACUCUCUGCCACAUCUGGUUUGCCUUUUUCUGCGGAUUCAGCGCACAGACUGUGUUUGAUCCUAUGUACAUUUCUGUCUACAAUCUGUUUUACACUUCACUACCGGUUUUGGCUGUUGGUAUUUUUGAUCAGGACGUUAACGACAAGAACAGUCUGAUGUAUCCGAAGCUAUACGCACCAGGACUGCAAAAUUUACUCUUUAACAAGAAAGAAUUCUGUUGGAGCGCUAUACAUGGGUUUUUCGCUAGUUGUGUAUUAUUUCUAGUACCUUAUGGAACGUACAGAGACGGGGUAUCACCAAAGGGUUACGUACUUUCCGAUCACAUGCUACUAGGCAGCGUAGUGGCCACCAUAUUAGUCAUAGUAGUGACCGUACAGAUAGCCCUCGACACAUCGUACUGGACGAUCGUCAACCACAUCAUGGUGUGGGGUUCACUCAUUUGGUACUUUAUUCUAGAUUACUUCUACAACUUCGUCAUAGGCGGUAGUUACGUCGGCAGCCUUACGAUGGCGAUGUCAGAAGCAACCUUUUGGUUCACGACGGUAAUAUCCUGUAUAAUCCUCGUGAUACCGGUGCUGUCGUGGCGAUUCUUCUUCAUUGACGUCAGGCCGACGCUAUCGGAUAGGGUGAGACUGAAACAGCGACUGGCGCAGCUGCGUUCCCGCCAGAGCCAGGACAUCCUACGUACACCGUCCACAAGACGAACGCGCCGAUCCCUACGCUCCGGCUACGCGUUUGCCCACCAAGAGGGCUUCGGCAGGCUCAUCACGUCCGGCAAGAUCAUGCGCAAGUUGCCGAACGGUGCUGACUUUAAGUUCUCCAUGCCAUUCACGAACAACGUUACGAAACAGGUCAAUGUCGCCAGUACGUCGCCGAAGGAUAAUAGUGCAACCAGAAACUCGCACAGUCUGGACACUAUUAAUUUAUAAUAUCUCGGAUAUAUAUGUACAUAUAUAUAUAUAUAUAUAUAACGAUAAUCGAUUCAGUGCGCGGAUACUGAAGUGCAAGUGUUUUCUAGUAGAUUCCCCCCCCCCCCCUCGAUUCACUUGAUUACGAACAUUUCGCUAAUAUAUAUAUAUAUAUAUAUAUAUAUAUAUAUAUAUAUAUGUAUAUAUGUAUAUAUAUAUAUAUUCCGGUGUAUCCCAUUGAAAUCCUGUAUACUCUAAUAAAAAUUGGUUCUUUCGCAUUGAUCGAGAGACGCAAAGUGAUAUUGCAUACAGUAUUUGAGGAGGGUCUCAUGAUGAGUCGUUAUCUGUGAUUACGUUACGUUUAAUUUUAAACGUUUAUUUAUUCGUGAACGAACGAACGAAUUUUCCCCCAAGUAAUUACAAUCCUCUAUCUCGCGUACACAAUCCGCGAACGCAACGAUACAUUGAAAUAGACGCGAAAUAUAAUUCUCCGUUAGAAUACAGAAUAUUCUUAACGCAAUGAAUUCCAGUGGGAUACAUUGAGUUACAUCACGCUAGAGGUAGCAUAUGCUAUUUACGUCGCUAGGUCGUUAAGCAUUUACGGAGAUUUGUUACAGAUUACGACUUAAAUGUUAUUUUACGUGUUCAAUUACUAUUUUUUAAUUAUACUUUUGCACCAUUUCUGAAUUACGCAUACUUGAUUUAACAGUUUGGUGACACUGUAAUUGUAUAUGUAAAUAAUAGCAUAUAUAUAUUUUAUUAUAAUCGUAUAUAUAUUGUAUGGAAAAAUAGCUUAUGCUACAAUAUAGAUGCGUUUUUAAAUCUUGUGAAAUUUCAUACACGUACAAUUCUAUGAUCCUGUACAAUUCUGAACUGUGCAUUAUAAUAUUUUGCGGACAGUAUUUAUUAUGUAUUGUCCAAUGAAAUUUGAAGAAAUAAUUAUACGUUUUGGUUCCAUCAUAGUUUUGUACAAAACAGUAUUGUAAGCAAUUUCUAAUGAAAAAUACUACAUAAAAUAUAUAUUUUUUACUUUAAAUUUCUCGAAAAUUAAUAUUAUAAUUUCGGAAUAUUUAAUAAUUAAAUUAAGAAAUGAGUUGUAUUGCACUUAUUUAUUCAUACGUCUUGUGGGUAGAGUAUUAAUUUAUAAAAUAAAGAAAUUGUGAAAAUAUGGGAUUAAUUUACGUAAUUUACUUAGCAGGCGUUUUUGCUCUUGUCGCGAGCCUUAAACGAUAACAAAAAUACAUUUUCGGAAUUUAGUAUCGUUUGUAAUUUAACUGAAAUAAAUUUCCGGCCAAUUUUGCUGAAAAUGCUGAAAAAAAAACAAAAUUUAGAAACAGAGAAUUGAUGCAAUAACAAUGAAAAAAAAAAACAACAAUUUGCAAGCAUAAUUAUCGUGCACUUCCUGUGUAUAUAAUAGAAAUGUCACACAUAGAAAUAUGUCAAAAUCUUGUAAUAUUCUACUUUGUAUUAUACAUAAUCCUAGUAUAAAUAUACAAUGAUUGUAAAAACAAAAAACACAUUUAUUACAUAAUAACACUAUUAAGAUAUAAGAAUAAUAGUUAUAUUGAAUAAUUGCCUUGUAAGCCAUGAAUACAAGAAACGAUUUAAAACAUUGUAUCAUAGCAUUGAUUGUAAAUAUUUUAAAGAGAUAUAUAUAUUAAAUGUUAAGUAUAUACAUUUUUUAAAAGAAAGUAAUAUAUAGAUAGAAUGAUUUAAAAAGGGAAAUGCGAAGAUAUAAUAGCUAUAUUGUAUUACACAUUGUCACGGAUAAAGUUUGCCUUGGACUGAUUAUCAAAUAUAUAUAUAUAAUGUAUUAAAAUGAAAAGAAAACCAAUAUUGACACGAUGGAAUGUAUGUAUUUCUACUUUUAAUAUUAUGAUAAAAUCUAAGGAGAAAUAAUCUGUGUAAAAGUAUGUUCUAUACAAUGAAAUCAUGAUUUGAACACACGGAGAACACGAAAAGGAUUUUUGUUGCUUCAUGAAUGUUGUGCCUAAUCGUUAAAACUUAUACGUAGAGUGUCCCGAACUCCUAUGCGACUCGUUAGUUUAUAUACUUCGUUUCUUGUAACGAAUGUUUCUUUAUAACGCGUGGAAUAAUCGAAUUUAAAUAAUUAACAACAUUAUACAUGUACGCGCGCGCGCGCGCCACACACAUGCACACGACUAAUCAAUAAUUUACACAAUAGUUUCUUUUGUAUCGUCGUAUAUGCUCCUCCGAAGUUUGCAAUACAAAAAUGAAUUUUCUCAAAA